AUGGCUCUGGGCUUCAUGUCUAGAGUGGAGGAGCUGCUGGCCUCAAGCAGCAAGGUUGUGUGGAGCUUGGCGGAGCAGACCCUCAGAAGAUGGUCCUCUCAGGGGCUCAUGCCAGCCCGCCGCUUCCUACAGACAUGGUGGCGGCUCGGGGAGUUCUAUCAGGUACGCUGGAACUGUGUUACCAAUCAAUCCCUUUACUCCAGGGGAAGGAUUGUACUGUACAUGCUACUCUGAUCAAUUUGACUUUUAUUGACUACCCUGUUGACUGUGCCAGCUGCUAGCUGCCAACUGGGAUGUACUGGUGGCUGGAGCAAGAUCAUGUCUAAUAUAUAUUCUAAUUUGACCUGUCUUGUUGAUACUGUUUUACAUCUUGCUUUCUGUAAAUUGACAUAACUGUCAGGAGUUGUCUGGAGUCUGUAGAAUAACCAUCACAUUGUAGCUAUAACUAUGUAUAUCCAAAGGGUACUACGAUUUAAUUUUACUUUUAGAAUUACAUAUUGUAUUUGAUAGAUUGUCUUUGACUGGUCAGUGUCCAAUUGAUGGUGUCUGUUGGGUGAAAGUUUACUGUUUGUGCCUGUGAGGACUCAGGACAGGGUGUUUCUGUAUGAGUCACAGAGACAGGUUUAACAUGGGUCUCAUGGCACAUAUGGAAGUCAUCAGGAAGCAGCAUGGCCAGUCUUUUGAGCUUUGAAGGUUGUCUUUGAAAUGCUGUCUUUUGUUGGAGCACCUGAAUGGGAUCUUGUUUAUGAACAAAUGAGACAUCUUCUAUAAUUAUGUACAUUUCUGUCAAAAUUGGAAAAUGUUCCAAAAUUUAAAAAAUGUCAAGAUUUCAAAUUAGGAAAGGUUAUUGUUUAUGAAGUACCACUAAAAGCCAAAUUACAUCGUCAGUGAAGAUGGCUGGUGACAGGAGAUGGUAAUCAGUGAGAAUAUGUCAAUAAGCCUGAUAAGCAGUCAAUUACAGGCAGGGCCUAAUGCUUCAGGGUUGGAGCUAAGCCUAUGUAGGUCAGUGGCUGGAGGUCGUGUGAAGAGGCCACGGCUGGAACGCCCCGCCCCAAUGACAGGCCUUCAGGGGGAUGACCUCUCUGGCAUGGCUAUUACACAUCACAUGACCUUCCUUUAAACCUGCGGGUCAACCUCUCUAAAGCCAUGGCCUCUAGCCUGUCUGCCUUACGUGAGGGGUGGUCCAUCUUGACACUUGUUAAAAAAUAGUUAGGAUACAUAGUCUAGUGAAAAGCAUGAGCUGGCGCACACCCAAAGCUGAUUAAUGGUGAGUCAAUUGUAGGCUAUAAAAAUAAAGAGUUGCACGUUAUAUAUAAGCUCCCAGUAAUUUAUUGGGUAAACUACCAACGUUUCGGCAUCACAGUGCUUUUUUCAGGGGUCCAUCCUGACAAUUGUUAAAAUAUGUUUAGGUCAGAUAGUCACCAACAAAUCUCCCCACUGGGCACACACUGGUUGAAUCAACGUUGUUUCCACGUGAUUACAAUGAAAUCACGUUAACCAACGUGGGGCUAGGGUUGAAUUGAUGUCAGUGGGUCUUCUUUUACUGCAUUCUACUAAAGUAAGGAAACAUGAAUUGCGUGAGAACAACAUGUAGAUCCACAGGACAUUGUACCUCUAGGGGUAUUUUAGGCAUUGUCUGUUAAAAUGUUUAUGAGUCCAUGUCUUUUUUAAAUUGGUUGUGCGGUGAGCUGUGGCGUAAUGAUUUGGGGAUAGGGUUCAGACUGAGCAGUAGCUCAUUAGAUGUCUUGCUAAGGUGAAUUUGAAAUGGAGUUACUGUAUGCGGGUGGUGGUGGUGUGAGGGUAGGUGGGGGGGCUUUAGGGGUAGACAGAGACAGGCACAGAAAAGGAGCAGAAAAGCUGGGGGUGUGGGUAGUGUGUUGGAGAUACUUGAAUUUUUUUAUACUUUAACUCAACAUUUGUACUACUAUUGUCUCACUUUAUCCCAUUAAACAAUGUUGGAAGACUAACACAUUUUAGACCAUGGAGCUACUGGCCUCUUUGUUUGUAUGUUUUAAUGUAAUUUGUCCAUAACAAUGCAGCAUUGAUAAAUGCACCAUAGUGUGGAUCAUGCACUGGACAACCCCCACAAUCACUAUAGCGACUAAUCCAUGUUUAGACAAUGGAGAUUGUGUAAUUAACAGCUACAAUAAUUCUCUCUAUUAAAACGGAUUACACACAAUCCUAUGUUGUUCUAUGAAGACAGGUCUUAUAGUUUUUUUCUCUGUGUUAUAAAAACUUGUCAUCUAGUAAUCCAUGAUUGUGUUUCUGAUUAAGGUUCUUGGUCUUUGCUACAUAGAUGGGCUAUUGAACCAUUCAGAAAGGGCUUGAAUUCUCAAGGGAAACAUGACUGAGAUUCGACUUUGUUUUUGAAAUUCCUAGAAACUACAGUUUGACUUUAGAAAAAGAGAGUUGACAUAAUUCAGUGUUUGCGUGACAAUAAAUAAAAUACUUUGUCCAGACAUGCCCAUAAGUGAGUAAAUGUCAAUUAGGUUUUAUGUGUUCAAAAACAAAGCAAAAAAGUAGCCUGUAUAACAGCUUAAAAGCAACUCUGUGGUGGUGGUGGAGGGAACAAUAUGUUCUGGUAGACUGCAGUUAACACCAGCCCAGAACUUCUAUUCCCACCCUGUGGUCACUUUCCACCAUAGAGACCAGGCCAGCCUAACCAGUUGGGAGCCACAUGUUUUUCACUCAAACCGACUCUUCGCCACGUUCAAGCAGCCUUGAGAGUCAACACAGACACGAAUCCUGUGAAUCAUCUUUCCCUGGUGUCCCUGCAGCUUUUGCAGACCUCUUACAUGGCCAUGCUUUGUUGAAGUGUCUCAGUUUUACCUGACAAUUCAGUCUCUUGUUUCUUACAACUGUGUUUGUUGAAACAUUGUCCCAAUAUCACUACACACUCAGACAUAACAGAAUAAGGAAAGCAGAUUAUGGGUCUUAAAAUAUCACCAACAGCAGCUUGAAUGUUCACUAUCUCCAAACACACCCACACACUCAUCUCAACUGCGGGCCUACAAAAGGGGGGCAUGCCGCCAGUUGCCCUUCCCUGUUCCAGGGGAUGUCAUCAUGUCUGUUCCCUUCCCACAGAUGACAGAGGGCCGGCUGUGCCAGGUGCACCUCCUGGACGACAGGAAGCUGGACCUACUGGUCCAGGUACACACCCUCCACACAUCCUCGACUUCCGUACUUCUAAUGUUGAUCACUGUGUCGUUAUACUCUAUUUCAUUUAUACUGGUUUCAUUUUCCUAGCCGAAGCUCUUGUCCCGGGACCUGUUAGACUUGGUGUCCUCACACUUUAACCUGAAGGAGAAGGAGUAUUUUGGAAUAUCCUUCAUCGAUGACGCGUACGUACAACUCCUACAGAUGUUCUAUUUUAAUUUGAUCACAGCAGGAAAUGCAAAUUGUAGUGUAUUCAAGGCUUCUAAAGUUUGUAAUUUCUACUUUAAAAUGUCAGACUUGAUUCAUCCUAACAAAAAAAUGUGCAACCCCUACAAAAAUGUCCAUUCAUUAUAAUACACAUAAUAAUUCACAAUUCCUGUUGCUGCAGGAUUAUUUUCCUGCUGUGAGAAACUAAUCAACAUUUAGGAAGUACAUCUGUAACUACAUUUCCCUACAGCUCCCUUUCCUGCUGCUGAUUGCAUCUCCAUGACACAACUUGAAAUUAUGCAAUUUAUGAGACAACUCUGUAUCAGUCUAGCAGUUGACAUCAAAGUUAAAGGGGUAGCAUCUGCUCGUAUACUUCCCCAGCGGUCAGAGUAAAUGGCUCCAGCUGGAUCGCAGGGUCCUGGAUCAUGACUUCACUGAAAAGACUGGUCCACUGGAGCUGAAGUUCCUGGUCAGGUGAGUGAUCUCUCUCUCACUGCCUCUCAGCUGGUAGCCUACAGUAUGGACCACCAUACUGUAGUAGCCGGCUACCCCAUAGUGUACUCUAUCACAAACCUAGCAUCAGUCUGAGACUUCGACAGUGUAUUUUACAUAUCUUACAGUGUAUCUUACACACUUUAAUCCAUAGACUUUCCUUCCUCUUCGAGAACAUCUGAAAAUGUGAGGUAUCUAUAAAUGUUGCCCAAGAGAAGCCUCAAAGAGCUACUACAGUGUUAAUCCCCAGUGUUGAUCGGAGGAGGUACAGUACUUGUAACCCAGACCACAUGUAGCGACUCGUGUCCAGUAGAUGGCGCUAAUGUAACAGUGUUUGACAAUCUGCAAUAAGAACGACUGUUCUGAAAUUGGAAGGGGGGCACUAUUACCCUUACACCUAAUUCAAGUACUCCAUAUGAUUUACACCAUGUAUAUAUGUGUGUUUUACAGGUUUUAUAUUGAGAAGAUAACAUUCUUGAAAGAGAAUACAACAGUGGAGCUGUUUUUCCUAAAUGCCAAAUUGUCUGUCUUCAAUGUAAGUGGAUGUAACUACAUUUCUUACAUUUGUUACUCAAUAUGAUUGUAUUGAGCAUGCCACGAGUCAGCCCUCCAUAGCCUGUCCUUCAAUUUCCAUGCCAAUGCACAAAUAAUGUGCUUACUCUGUUGGGGCUCAUCCACUGCAUGCGUAGACAUAAACCAAUUGUGUGACCUGUGAUCAUUUGUGUGAAAAUAUAAUCCCACAAAUGGAAUUACAAGACAAAAGUUCCUGCUGUGGAAUCAUUGUGGGGAAUUCUAACUGAUAGGAUGAGUUGCUGCUGGAACUGAAAGCUGACUCUAGAUGUCAACAUCUUAAAACAAGCAAGGUGGGCCCAAAACAUAGUUGGUGGCCAGAGAGUUAUUUUGUCUACAAACCAUUUACAGAAGACAGUUGUUUAGUAAGGAGUGCCUGUUUUACUGGACACUCUCCAGUACUUAUUAAGAUGUAGGCCAUUACUCUUCAUUAUUUCAAGCUCUUUCAAAAACAGUCUUUAGAGUAAUUGUUCUGCACAUAUUUAAUUACUCAUGGGGCUAAACUCACUUCACUUGCUGACUUCACACUUUUGUUUUAUGUACUCUAAUACUACAUUCUUCAACACAAUGAGUACCAAAUAGUUAGCUAAUCCUCCAAAAUAUAAUUUGACUCAGGGCUCUCUUUUGGAAACGCUGCACUGUAACAACAUGAAAAAGAACAAUAUCCUGAUUCACUGCCUCCCCUCUCAGAGACCUGUGUAUAUUUCCCAUGCCACACACAGCCAGAGUAGCAGAAAUUAGCUGUAUUGUUAUAAAGUAUUAGAUAGCGUUUGUGAUAAUUAACAGGAGGAAAUCAUCUACUAUACAUGUUGGAUGAUGGAGCUGGAGAAACAGGUCUGACAUUUCAUACACAUACAGACACACAUACAUCACAAAUUAGCCUACACACACACAUACACACACAAACACACACACACACACACACAUACACACAUACUCACACACACACACAGCAGUGAUUGUAAUGGGUUGAGUGGUGCACCCACCCACCGUUCACUUUCCUUAUUAGUCUGACAUUGGAAAGCUGAUGUUUGACCAUCAAAAAUCUGGGGUGUAAUUAAACAAUUACACCCCAGGUGGUAAGGGUAGGCAACAACACAUCCGCCAGGCUGACCCUCAACACGGGGGCCCCUCAGGAAUGCGUGCUUAGUCCCCUCCUGUACUCCCUGUUCACCCACAACUGUGUGGCCACGUAUGACUCCAACACCAUCAUUGAGUUUGCUGAUGAUACUACGUGGUAGUCCUGAUCCCCGACAACGAUGAGACAGCCUAAAGGGAGGAGGUCAGAGACCUGGUCGUGUGGUGCCAGGACAACAACCUCUCCCUCAACCUCAGCAAGACAAAGGAGCUGAUCUUGGACUACAGGAAACAGAGGACCGAGCACGGCCCCACUCACAUCGACGUGGCUGUAGUGGAGCAAGUUGAGACCAAGUUCCUCGGUGUCCACAUCACUAAGGAUCUAUCAUGGUCCACACACACCAACACAGUCGUGAAGAGGGCACGACAGUGCUGUUGGUUCCAGACUUGCACCAUUGAGAGCAUCUUGACUGGCUGCAUCACCGUUUGGUAUGGCAACUGCUUGGCAUUCGACUACAAGGCGCUACAGAGGGUAGUGCGUAUGGCCCAGUACAUCACUGAGGCCGAACUCCCUGCCAUCCAGGACCUCUAGACCAGGCAUUGUCAGAGGAAUGUCCUUAAAUUUGUCGAAGACUCAAGCCACCCAAGUCAUAGACUGUUCUCUCUGCUACUGCACGGCAAGCGGUAACGAUGCACCAAGUCUGGAACCAAUAGGAUCCUGAACAGCUUCUUCCUGCAAGCCAUAAGACUGCUAAAUAGUUAGUUAAACAGAUACCCGGACUAUCUGAAUUGACGCUUUUUGCACUAACUUAUUCGCUGCUGCUAUUUUCAUAUAUAGAUCAGCUUUAAUAUUGCAGAUAGAUUGUGGGUUCUAUCACUGUAAUUGUCUGCAACAUUUCCAGUCCCCCAUACAGUGGGGAAAAAAAGUAUUUAGUCAGCCACCAAUUGUGCAAGUUCUCCCACUUAAAAAGAUGAGAGAGGCCUGUAAUUUUCAUCAUAGGUACACGUCAACUAUGACAGACAAAAUGAGAAAAAAAAUCCAGAAAAUCACAUUGUAGGAUUUUUAAUGAAUUUAUUAGCAAAUUAUGGUGGAAAAUAAGUAUUUGGUCAAUAACAAAAGUUGCUCAAUACUUUGUUAUAUACCCUUUGUUGGCAAUGACACAGGUCAAACGUUUUCUGUAAGUCUUCACAAGGUUUUCACACACUGUUGCUGGUAUUUUGGCCCAUUCCUCCAUGCAGAUCUCCUCUAGAGCAGUGAUGUUUUGGGGCUGUCGCUGGGCAACACAGACUUUCAACUCCCUCCAAAGAUUUUCUAUGGGGUUGAGAUCUGGAGACUGGCUAGGCCACUCCAGGACCUUGAAAUGCUUCUUACGAAGCCACUCCUUCGUUGCCCGGGCGGUGUGUUUGGGAUCAUUGUCAUGCUGAAAGACCCAGCCACGUUUCAUCUUCAAUGCCCUUGCUGAUGGAAGGAGGGUUUCACUCAAAAUCUCACGAUACAUGGCCCCAUUCAUUCUUUCCUUUACACGGAUCAGUCGUCCUGGUCCCUUUGCAGAAAAACAGCCCCAAAGCAUGAUGUUUCCAACCCCAUGCUUCACAGUAGGUAUGGUGUUCUUUGGAUGCAACUCAGCAUUCUUUGUCCUCCAAACAUGACGAGUUGAGUUUUUACCAAAAAGUUAUAUUUUGGUUUCAUCUGACCAUAUGACAUUCUCCCAAUCCUCUUCUGGAUCAUCCAAAUGCACUUCAGACGGGCCUGGACAUGUACUGGCUUAAGCAGGGGGACACGUCUGGCACUGCAGGAUUUGAGUCCCUGUCGGCGUAGUGUGUUACUGAUGGUAGGCUUUGUUACUUUGGUCCCAGCUCUCUGCAGGUCAUUCACUAGGUCCCCCUGUGUGGUUCUGGGAUUUUUGCUCACCGUUCUUGUGAUCAUUUUGACCCCACGGGGUGAGAUCUUGCGUGGAGCCCCAGAUCGAGGGAGAUUAUCAGUGGUCUUGUAUGUCUUCCAUUUCCUAAUAAUUGCUCCCACAGUUGAUUUAUUCAAACCAAGCUGCUUACCUAUUGCAGAUUCAGUCUUCCCAGCCUGGUGCAGGUCUACAAUUUUGUUUUUGGUGUCCUUUGACAGCUCUUUGGUCUUGGCCAUUGUGGAGUUUGGAGUGUGACUGUUUGAGGUUGUGGACAGGUGUCUUUCAUACUGAUAACAAGUUCAAACAGGUGCCAUUAAUACAGGUAACGAGUGGAGGACAGAGGAGCCUCUUAAAGAAGAAGUUACAGGUCUGUGAGAGCCAGAAAUCUUGCUUGUUUGUAGGUGACCAAAUACUUAUUUUCCACCAUAAUUUGCAAAUAAAUUCAUUAAAAAUCCUACAAUGGGAUUUUCUGGAUUUUAUUUUCUCAAUUUGUCUGUCAUAGUUGACGUGUACCUAUGAUGAAAAUUACAGGCCUCUCUCAUCUUUUUAAGUGGGAGAACUUGCACAAAUAGUGGCUGACUAAAUACUUUUUUUCCCCACUGUAUAUUUAAAAAACAUAUAUUUUCCUUCUUUAUUAUUUUCCCCUAACCCUACCACCCUUUCCCUAACUGGAGUAAAAUGUAUGGACAACAAUACUUAGGCUUCUACUUCCAGCUUAUACGUACUCUAUACAUUUUACUGACACAGUAUAUUUUACAUUAGUUAUCUUUUUUUAUUUGUUUUAUUUGUUAUUAGUCCCAGCCGUCAGCUACCCUCAACCCCUCCCAUCUAUCUCUGAACACCAUCCAGUUUUGAUUUCUAAUUGCCAUAUAUUUUUCAACUGUGCUGUAAUAUUUCACAAAAGUUCUUAACUUUUCUAUUCUCAUAGUUUCUACAUAUUGUAUAUUAAAGAUGAAAAUGUUUACUAAGAGUAUUAUUAUAUUAUUGACUUGCUGCUACUGUUUAUCUGUCACUUUUAUUCCUAGUUAUAUGUACAUAAAUUAUAUACCUCAAUUACCUCAUACCCCUGCACAUCGACUCGGUAGUGGUAUGCCGUGUAUAUAGCCAAGUUAUAGUCACUCAUUGUGUAUUUAUUAUUACUUUUAUUAUUACGUGUUUUACUUUUCUAUUGUUUCUCUAUUUUCUGUCUCUCUUCAUUGUUGGGAAGGGAGCAUAAACAUUUCACUGUUAGUCUACACCUGUUGUUUACGAAGCAUGUGACUAAUAACAUUUUAUUUUAUUUGACAUUUAGUCAGUCAGUCUCUGCGUAGCCAGGGAUGGUGUAAAUCCAGAUGGCUCUUCAUCAGUAUUUGUUUAUCACCUAAUGUUGCUGAAUUAUCCAGAGGAAACAAUGGAAUCCCAAUAUGAGUUCAGAUGUGAUAGUUACCCAUGUAUUUAAGCAUCUCUGGCCCAUGGAGAUGGUCUUAAAGGCAGUCAUAAAUGUGAUUUUCCUGUGUUUUAUAUAUACAGUAUUUCCACACUAUGAGGUUGGAAUAAUACAGUGAAAUUGUGAAAAUUAUGAAAAUGCCCUUUUAAUGUAAGAGCUGUUUGAAAAGUCAGCCUGAAAUGUCAGCCUGUUUUGGUGGAAUUUAGUUUAGACCAAUAAGAAAGAGAGUUCCAAACAUCUCUGCCAAUAACAGCUAGUUUUCCAUUUUCCCCUUCCCACUCAGACCACUCACGAACAGUCUUAGCAAAAUUGUUGCUUGAGAAAUUGCUCUUUGCUAAGAAACUAUUUUUGUUUCUUUUUGACCAUUUUGAUUGCAAACAAUCACAGUAAGGUACUGUUACCCAGAAAUUAUUUAAAUUAUUAAAAACUUCACGUGCACUGCAUAACCCUGUAUGGAACUGAACAGAAUCCAUUUGAUAUCACACACACUAGAAAUAUGUUUUCCUCUCUCUAGUUUUUUCAAAGCACCCCACUUUUUUAUUUUCUGGUUCAAUUAAAGUUGAUAGAGUACCACAGUAUGAGUCAUAAUACCCAUAAAACCUAGCGGUCAAACUGGGAAAUGGUUCCAAUCGUUUUUCCACCAAUCAUUUUCCCCAUAGGUCAUUUUAGAAACACUUAAAAUAAGGUCUGUGUUUCGUGUAGGCUUACCCUGGUGUGAUGUUUUGAUAACCAUGUAAAUAUCUCUAGGACAAGGUGACUUUUAUCGAUAUAUUCGCCUGUAUUCACCCCCCCAAAAUGAAAUGCUAAUUAGCUGCUAAUGUGGCUAUCAUGAAGAACUACACAUGCCAUGAUGAUCUGGACAAGACAGCCAAAUCUCUGGAUUUCCUAUCUAAUGUUAGCUAAAUGGAGUAAUUAAUAAAUUGACUAACUUUCUUUAAAUGGACAAUUCUGUGAGCUGUCUUGUGCAAGUUUUAAAUUGACACAAUACCUGUUAGCAAAAUUGUCAGCUAGAGAUGACAUGCAGGAGCUUGCAGGGAUUUGUAGUUUUGCAUGACGUCUACUUUGAUGCUAAUUAGCAAUUUCGAAUCUGAGAGUAUAUAGAGACUAAUAUAUUGAUAAAAGUCACCUUGUCCGAGAGAGAUUUACAUGGUUAUCAAAAUGUCACCCCAGGGUAAGCCAACACAAAACACAGCCCUUAUUUUAAGUGUUUAUAAAAUCCCCUAUGGGAAAAAUGAAUGGUGGAAAACAAUUGGAACCAUUUCCCUGUUUGACCGCUAGGUUUUAUGGGUAUUAUGACUGUAAAAACUAUUGGUCGCUAAAUCUGGUGGAUUGAAGGACCAUGUAAAAAACUGUUGGUAACUAAAUCCGGCUAGAUGGACCAUGUAAAAACGGUUGGCUGGUAUGCCCUCACCCGUCUGAGCGGUCGGCUGUGAAUGCCCUCACCCGCUAUAUACUUAAUGCUGAUUGGUUUGGUUCUGCCCACUAUAGUGCUGUCCGGUUAGAAUAUGAUGUUGAGGCCCAUCACUGUACUCUUGAUAGUCACCACCACACACACACACAGACGCAAACACAUCUGUUUCCAUUUGAAGAUGUUUAAUGAUUGUGGUAAUCCAAAUGGCUUGGAAUCUUAUUGUUGUGGUUAUUUCGAUGCAUGCACAACAUUCAGACAUUCGUGUUACUGUCGACAAUAAAAAGUCCUCAGAAACAUGUGUCUUUUCCCUUCGGACGACGAUAACGUAGUGAGGGUCCCAAUGGUCCCGUGGAGGUGGCGAGCGCUCAGGUCGGGAGGGGAGUAGCUGGGCCGACUCAGGGAGUAUCGGCAUUGAUGGCGCUCCCGUGAUGGUGACGAUGGCUCUAGUCGGGGAGGCCUAGUGCAGUGGUGGUCAGUUGGUAGAGCAUGGCACAUGCAAUGCUAGAUUUGUGGGUUUCAGUCCCACAGGGGACCAGUACGAAAAAGUAUGAAAAUGUGUGCACUCACUACUGUAAGUCGCUCUGGAUAAGAGUGUCUGCUAAAUGACUAAAAUGUAAAUGUAAAAUUAGAGUAGGGGCAGUACCAGUGCUCCCGUGGCGGUGACUCAGGCCGGGAGGGCCUAAAGUACGCCCUCAUGAUCUCUUGCUGCUCGUGUCGCAGGUACUCGUAUUCCCUCAUCAGCUUCCAACUGGUGAGGGUAUGGUCACUACCUGACCACUGAGCAGGGCUGGUAGUCUCUUAGAUUAGAGAGGUGUGUAGGGCCUUGCAACUCAUCUUCCUCAGGUGCAUGACGGCUUUGUGUGGUGGUGUGGUCUGAGAUGGGUGGUGACAGGCGUCUCUUGGCAUGACUCCUCUUCGGGGCACCUCAACAUCUCAACUAUAGAGGUCAGAAUCCGGCGAUACGAAAGACCAUGUAAAACCUAUUGGUCGCUAAAUCCGGCAGAAUGAAGCACCAUGUAAAAAACUGUUGGUAGCUAAAUCGGGCUAGAAGGACCAUAUAAAAACGGUUGGCUGGUAUGCCCUCACCCGUCUGAGUGGUCGGCUGUGAAUGCCUUCACCCACUAUAUACUUAAUGCUGAUUGGUUUGGUUCUGCCCACUAUAGUGCUGUCCGGUUAGAAUAUGAUGUUGAGGCCCAUCACUGUACUCUUGAUAGUCACCACCACACACACACACAGACGCAGACACAUCUGUUUCCAUUUGAAGAUGUUUAAUGAUUGUGGUAAUCCAAAUGGCUUGGAAUCUUAUUGUUGUGGUUAUUUUGAUGCAUGCACAACAUUCAGAUAUUCGUGUUACUGUCGACAAUAAAAAGUCCUCAGAAACUUGUGUAUUUUCCCUUCGGACGACGAUAACACUCUGACCUGAGUGGGCGGGUGCAGUGUCCAGAUAUGCAUUUCCAAGCUCUCUGAUUGGUUGGGAAUGGCAGGGCUAUGACUGGUGAGGGAUAACUACGGUAGGAUGAGCAGCCAAACUAACGGGACUUAAGGGAAACUGAAGGGACUGUGAGGGGAAGUUAGGUAGAGAGGAGAGGAGCAAGACAGACUUUUUUUUUUACAAUGACACCUCCACGUUCAAAACAACUGGGAACUCGGAACUGGGAAGAAAUCUCAGCCUUCCGACUUCAGUGCGUUCAAAACAACUGGGAACUCGGAAAAAAACAUGCUCUGACUGGGAAAAUGUUAUUUGAACGGUCAUCCAACUCAGAAUUGCAACUUGGGAACUCAGGCCUCUUUCUAGAGCUCCAACUUUCCGACCUGAAUAUCACUGACGUCAUGAUUUGACCUCGUAUUUUUCCAAGUUCCCAGUUGUUUUGAACGCAGCCUAAGAACUAAGAAGACCAGACACAGCUGCUAUUGCAUUGGUUUCUAUGGGAGACACACAUAGUUAAGUAGACAGGAACUGACCAUUUAUUUCAAUGGUAAACGGCCUGAGUGAAUUAUCUUCAUUUAUCCACCAUCUUUGAUACAAUGCUGCCAAUUUGCCAGGAGUGUAUUCAUUCUGGUGAUUCUGUUGCAAAACAUUUCUUAAACGGAAGCAAACGAAACGGGGAGGGACCUACCUGAAUUUGUCCAAUAGAAACUCUUGUUUUUCUCUGUUUGUUUCCGUUUUGGACCACAGGGGUGUUUCUUAAACGGAAGCAAACAGAGCAAAACGAGAGUUUCUGUUGGACAAAUUCAGGUAGGUCUCUCCUCGUUUCGUUCCGUUUCCUUCCGUUUAGGAAACGGUUUGCAACAGAAUUGGCGUAAUGAAUACGCUCCAGGACCUUAUAGCUCAGUGCCCAGGACGAACUUUUUUUCAACACUGGAGGAACGUGAACCUGCUCGAAGAAUGUACCAUUUUGAUGAUUAGGGGGUUGAAAUUAUAAAUAACUGUGGUUAUAGAGGCUUUUUGUAGCUAUUGUAUGUACUUUGUCGUUGCAUGUCAUUAUAUAGGCUAUGCAGCAAGAUUUAGUUUUGAACGUCCAUGAAGAAUAUGAAAAACAUGUAAGAUUCCGAAUCAACCUUAAAUACGUACACCUGCUUUUCAUUGACAUUGGUUCAGUCGGUAACCGUUGAGGUAGGUACUUACUGGUGGGAAUGAGAUUUCCUUCAAGUCAAGUGCUACUGUUCCAACGUGGUACUCUUGUUGUUUUUUACCCUAUAACACAUUUUCUCAUUUUUUGUUGUUUUUUACCCUAUAACACAUUUUCUCAUUUUUUAACGACAGGAGAUAAUCGAAGUGGAGAGUGAAAAUGUUUUCAAAUUAGCUGCAUACGCUUUGCAGGUAAGUGCAUUUUUGUAGUUUGUGUGACUGUAAUUCAUCAGCGAUUUGAAUAUAAACUGAAUCAACACUCAUGCACGCUGUUAAAAUAAAUUCAUUUCGGAGUCGUCUUGUAAGUGAUGUGCAGCUACGUUUUUACUUCAAUAUUGAAAUCAUUGUACUUCUUAUAGUGUGUAAUAAGAUGUUUUGCUGUAAAUGCUAUUCAAAACUGAGUAAGAUUAAAAAGUGUUCCCAUAGUCCUAAAUAACAUUCAAGACUUAUUAAUGACGUACUGAUAAUGUUUUUAUAAGUCCUCCAGGCUAGUAGUACUUGAUGCAUAUUCAUUAUUCUAACUUGUAAGGGCACUCUUGUUUCGCAGGAGGCCAAAGGAGACUACACAAGGUAAUUCACUCAUGUCAACACUAAUAGAUACAUAAAUACGUAUUAUUACUAUUAUUAGAACACAAUUAUCACUGAUCUGCAUACAUCUUUUGUUAAAUAUCAUAACAUAUUGCUUCAGCUUGCACCAUGUUACUCACUCUGUCACAUUUGUCAGCCACAGUAGGCUACUUGCAAAGGGCCAUUUUAAAACAUGUAGGCCUAUGGAAGAGUAAAACUUGUAUGUUACUGGGGCUAACUCAUAAAACAUGUUUUUGUGAAAGUUUCAGGGUCAUUCCAUGUCAAUUCAGCAAGCCAUGUCACCCACCAUCUCAGAUUGUUCUGAAAUUGUUUCAGUAGUUAGAAACCGAUAAGAUUAGCAUUCCUGAAACAUUAUUUUGUUUAAAUAUCAUUUUAUCUGAGAAAUUAAGUGAAUUGAUUUCACCCAAAUUGGCCAUUUUAAUCCAUAGGAUUCUUAUAAUCUUCAAUAAAUAUAGUACCUAACAUCUGAUUUGAACCAUAAUUCUUCCUAACAAUGAGUAAGACAUGAGGAAUCCAAUAAAAUGAUCAAUAGCCACCCACAGAUCCCUCACACCAACAACCAGUAUACGGUAUCAGUUCUCUGUCUGACAAGUAGUAUGGAGCUGCUGCUUGGGGUAUUGCUUCUUCAACCUUUGUAAUGUAUUCCCUGUAAAUCUGGUGAUGGUUUUCUUCCCCUGUUCAGAGAAAUUAGCCAUUGCAGGACACGCAGGUUGAAAUAUCAAAACAAACUCUAAACCAACUAUAUUAAUUUGGGGACAAGUCGAAAAGCAUUAAACAUUACAAACUUACAUUUACAUUUUAGUCAUUUAGCAGACGCUCUUAUCCAGAGCGACAUACAGGAGCAAUUAGGGUUAAGUGCCUUGCUCAAGGGCACAUUUACGUCAUUUAGCAGACGCUCUUAUCCAGAGCGACUUACAAAUUGGUGCAUUCACCCUAUAGCCAGUGGGAUAACCACUUUACACUUUUUUCUUUUUUUUUCUUUUUUUUUUUGGGGGGGGGGGGGGGGGUGGAAGGAUUACUUUAUCCUAUCCCAGGUAUUCUUUAAAGAGGUGGGGUUUCAAAUGUCUCCGGAAGGUGGUGAGUGACUCCGCUGUCCUGGCGUCGUGAGGGAGCUUGUUCCACCAUUGGGGUGCCAGAGCAGCGAACAGUUUUGACUGGGCUGAGCGGGAACUAUGCUUCCGCAGAGGAAGGGGAGCCAGCAGGCCAGAGGUGGAUGAACGCAAUGCCCUCGUUUGGGUGUAGGGACUGAUCAGAGCCCGAAGGUACGGAGGUGCCGUUCCCCUCACUGCUCCAUAGGCAAGCACCAUGGUCUUGUAACGGAUGCGAGCUUCAACUGGAAGCCAGUGGAGUGUGCGGAGGAGGGGGGUGACGUGAGAGAACUUGGGAAGGUUGAACACCAGACGGGCUGCGGCAUUCUGGAUGAGUUGUAGGGGUUUAAUGGCACAGGCAGGGAGGCCAGCCAACAGCGAGUUGCAGUAAUCCAGACGGGAGAUGACAAGUGCCUGGAUUAGGACAACUUGCUGUUGCUAGCUAAUUUGUCCUGGGAUAAAAACAUUGGGUUGUUAUUUUACCUGAACUCCUUUACUCCGACAAUUAAUCCACAGAUAAAAGGGUAAACCGAGUUAGUUUCUAGUAAUCUCUCCUCCUUCAGUCUUCUUCUUCUUCUUUGGACUUUAUAUGGCGAUUGGCAACCAACUUUAAGGUGCAUUACCACCACUAACUGGACUGGAGUGUGGACCUCAGUUCAUCUUUCAAUCACCCACGUGGGUAUAUGCUCCUAAAAACCAAUGAGGAGAUGGGAGAGGUGGGACUUGCAGCGCAUCAAGCGUGACAAAUAGAACCAAGUUCUAUUUGAGUGCCUGGCUACGCAGACACUUGUUGACGUGCACGAGCAGUUUAGAUGCAAUGAUUGAAUAACAUGUAUGGUUACAUUUAUUUUGCAACGCUCGCGCAAGUAACGCGAGCGGUGUGGUCAGCAUGUUAAUGUGAAAGUACCAAGUUCUGCCCACUAGAUGCUGCUGUUCCUGCUACUGCCACCACACCCUUUUAUCCAUUUUGCUGGUCUCUUGUGUUUAUUAAAUAGACCACAACAUUUUCUUUGCAACUUUUGGUAGAAACCCAAUAGCUUUUGAUAUAUAUAUAUUAUUUUUUUACUAGGCCUAAUGUGUUUUGGUGGAGAGAUAAGCCACUGAAAGGCUUGACCUGGUGAUAAGGUUUGUUAUUUUAGUCGUCAGGUGGAGAAGAGAGGGCUGAGGUAAUCAGAAAAUAUUGUCCUGUCCGUCAGAGUGGACGAGCACUGAGCAGGUUAUAUGGCUGAACCUGUGGGGUGUUUUCCCCAGCUUGGGUCUCCUAGAGGCCCCUGGGCAUCAGGCCUAUCUGAAUACAAAGCUUUGCUCUGCUCUGUAAGGAAUUGUAUGGUGUGAAUGCACACCGUGAUAUUUUAUGCUUAAAAUGCAGUUUGUUUCUACGUCAAGGUCCUAUCUUUGUACUCUCAAAAACUCUAAUUUCAGCAGCACCUGUUUUUUUGGGCAAGCUUAAGUUCAUGGUUAUUGUAUAGUAUUGACUGCCCAGUGAUGCCCUUCACAGCUUUGUGUUGCAGUAUAUUAGGGGUGCGUUUUCAGAUUGUUUAGCCCUGAGGUGUCAGGCAGCUACGUCAGUUAAUGUUUCAGCUGCACUUUGUCCUGACUGAAAGCACAAUGAAACAGAGUCUGUCAGUGUGGAUGGGAGCCUGUCCAACUAUAUAGCCCAGCCUACUCUCUCCUGGGUUGUUUUUAGGCUAAUACAUAUUUUUCCUCUCUGAUGGUUUUCAUUUCUAUCUUUUGGAUGAGUAAGGUUGGCAAAUCCUCUCAAACAUGCUGCUCUAGACACACAUUGCAAAUGGCCCUGUAGCUCUGAGAUUAGAUGUGGAGGAUGUAUGGAGUUAGGGAGCCCCCCCUCCAAUGUAUAGCCUGUUCUAAAAGGGUUGAGCUUUAGGAGUGCAGACCUCACUGGCCCACGGUAGACUGCCAGGCGUCAGGUACUAACCAUUGUGAUGUCAUCUCUCUGUAGUCAAAGCCGGCCCCUGCUGAGCUAUCACUUUAUCUUUUCCUGUUGUGCCUCUAGCCUUGGAUUGAUUUUGCAUGUUCAUUGGGAUCAUGUGCAUAUAGGAGAAUAAAAACAUGUUGCCUGGGGGUUAUGCUUGUACCUUUUAAAUGUUAUGCAGUGUAAUAUCACCACGUAGUACUUUUCAGCUGAUGAUUAUGUCACAUCCCAGUUAAAUGUUCUAAGUAUAAUACAUUAUGCCUAUAGGCUACACUGUCGAUUCACUCACUCAAAUGUAGAUACAACCUGCUUUUACUGGGAAUUUCACAGCUAUGGGGAUCCCCUGGUCUCUUUCUUUGCAUUUCCUUAACAGUGACCAACUAUCAGCCCACUAAAAUAGCUGACAUAUUGUAUGAGUGUUUAGCCUACACCCUCGCUAGCUGGCAAGGUGGAAGAGUUGCCCCCAGCCCACGUCGCAGGAGGAUAACAGACAUCGUAAUGAAUUCCAGGUUGCUGACAGGGCAACACCAGCCCCAGCGCCCUAUAAAAUGUUUGCCAUCAAACUCCAUAGCAGUGAACUGCAGAGACUAGUGCACUUCAGAGAGGCAGCUAGCUAGGGAGCAAUGAUUAAAGUGGCUUUCUCUCUGUAGUGUUUCACCUUUCUGUGGAGUGAGCAGGUUCAUAUUACUAGAUCAUUAUGGCCUCUGCAUUCUAAGGAUUGUUUAGCUUUUUUCAUUUCACUUUGGAGAUCAUUGAGAAACUGCAAGUGAGAUAUUUGAAAAAGUUCAGCUCAUGCUUUGUAGUUUCUUUCUCUUUUGUUGAUUUUCUUCAUUAGUUAUUACAUCAAAUAGUGGCAAUGAAAAAAGACCAAAACAUAAGUAUACUAUGUUGUCCCAGUAUUUUAGAACAUGAUACAGAUAUGAAGGAUCUACUGGUCUGAGUCUUGUCUGAGAGGCCAAGUCCUAUUUUUGAAAAGCUCUCCUCUGUGAGUUGUACAGUACCUUUCAACACUGCAUGGGCUGCCAAAACUGGUGAAUGGCUUUUGUUCCGGGCUCCAGUGCUCUGGCCUACCAAGUCAUAGCCCUCUUUGUCGAUCAGUAAUUGUAGAGCAAAUGCUCCCCCCUCAUGUGUUGGAGUGACUCAUAGUUCACUAUCACAGACCUUGACAGUGACAUACAACACAGUUAGUACAGAGAGAUAAUAUUUUAUUGCUGUGUAUUAGAUCACCUCCUGACUUGAGGUACCUGUUGCAUUUAUGAUUAAAUUAGGUCUUAAUUGUGUGUUUAGGAAAUGGUAUGGAAAAUGACAUAUGGUAGGACUAUGUCUCACUCUUUGCACUGGCAUGCAAAGAUUGAGGUCAACGCCUGUACUGUACACACCAACCUCAAAUAAUGUAUGUACAUGUGAGAACAUUGAAAAACAUUUACUCAUGAGUCAUAAUUACCAGCCCAUUCUUGAAAGGCUCCUUGACAUGAUAUAACUAUAUUUCAAUUUCCUCUGUUAAACAGGUUUUUAUCUGUUUCUAUUUGAGGCACUUUGGCAAGACAUAAGUGGAUAUUAAGCCUAGUCUGUUAGGAAGCAUCAAUAGCCUGCCAGAUAAAAAAUAUGAUUUUAUUUUUAGUUAGUUAGUUAUCACUUUCAUGCUAUACGACGUGGGGAGUUACCUGUUCUGUAAAACCACAAAUGCAUCAAUAACAAUUUGUACAAUAUUUGAACAUUGAUAUUUCAUAUGAUCUCUGUCCCCUGUGUUCUGCUCUGUAGAACUCAUUUGGGGUCAUUAUUGGAUAUAGGGGUUUAUUGAACUCAGAGAUGGUCAUCAUGGAGAUCUAGACUAGUAAUUAUACAGUGUAAUGACAGUCUAAUAACGGUAAUGACAGUGUAAUAACGGUAUGACCGGGUAAUGACAGUCUAAUAACUGUAAUGACAGUAUAACAGUGUAAUGACGGUAUGACAGUAUAAUGACAGUAAUAAGAACUUUUGAUCAAUCAGCAGUGUUAUUAUUAUGGAGCUUUAAAAUUCCUCCUGGCCCUAUUGGAGAUUACUGUUCUUGUGAAUUAAUUCAGUUGAUCAUUAUUUUUCAAUCCUUAUGUGUUUACAGUGUUGAAAGCUCCAGGUCGGACCUGAAGAAGCUCCCGGUUUUACCCACUAGAGUCCUGAGGGAGCACCCCUCCCUGGUAUACUGGUAAGCAGUGCCACAUUAGCAACACUUUAACCACAAAUGCACAGGGGGUAUUAAUCCAAGUGGAUUACACACAGUCCCAUAGAUACCAGACCGCAGUCCUGUCAAUACCACUCCUCCCCUCACACCGUCCCUAUCCCUAUCAAAUUGCUUUUUAAUUGUAGCUAACAACUGGAUGCACAAAGCAAUUAUUUUCCCAUGCAGAUGAGCUGGUGUGGGCAGAGAGGUGGAGGUGCACCCAGAGUCCUGCCAGGCUGUUUAUCUCAGAUGGGCUGUAUUAAUUAGUGCUCUGUGUUAAUUACGUCUGGCUGCACCAUGAACAGCCAGGGUGGUGCUGACUUCAUCAUGUCCUCAUGGGAGCUGGGUUAGGCAGGAGAGGGAGGGAGGGAGGGAGGGAGGCAGACGGCCAGGCCAGCCACUGGUUAACAGCUCCUGUGUCUGUCUGAGUGCAUGCUGCUGCAUCUUGUUCUUCUGCCUCAGCAUUCAUCUGAGGCUGCAGCCCAGCCCAACAGCAGCUGUAUGGAUUAAUGGGCAGAUUGGAAUUACAGGGUUGUGUGUGUGUGUGUGUGUGUGUGUGUGUGUGUGUGUGUGUGUGUGUGUGUGUGUGUGUGUGUGAGAGAGCAGAUGGGUUGUGUGUGUGAGCUGAGAGGGAGAUGAGAACUAUGGUCAGGCCAGUAGGCCAGACAGAAUUCUCUGCAUGAACAGGCAGAAUGUGUGUCAGGGAAGGACCGUCUCACCACUUUUUUCUGUUUGGGGAUAUGUUACAAUCAGUGAUGGCUUAUUCAUUAUGGCUUUUAUUUUUCUCUAUUACAGUGAAGACAGAGUGAUCGAGCACUAUGAGAACCUGAAGGGCCUCAGCAGAGGGCAAGCCAUUGUGCAGUAAGUAACGUAAUAAAUUGUCAUUUUUAUGUUAAUCUGGGUCAAGUGCAUGGAGGAAAUGAGCUGCUGUGUACCUCUAGUUCAGCACGUUCAUCAGUCCAACACACUCUGCAGUCCUCUGUAGCGUCUACUCCUGCUAUUUAAAAGGGAUUGCUGUCACGCUGCCAGAAUGUGUCAUUAAUUAGGGGACAGCUAACUCUUACUAUACUGUGGGCAGCCAGCAGUGUGUGACAGAGAUCCACUGUGUUUUCCCUGGGAGAGCUUAGCCUAGCAAGGUCAUUUAUACUCGGCUGUAUGAUUUGUGCCCUUUACUUGAUCAAUGGAUUCUCCAAGGCCCUGUAAAGAAAUCGAUGGCUCCGCCACUGUAAGUGAUUGUGUCUGGUGAAUGACUGACUGGGGCUUAAAGCCCAUUCAAACUUCUGUAGAGCAGCCACUCACAGACGUUGAUGAAGUGUAACUGCCUGAAUUACUGCUAAUGUGUCCCACUCUGUUUUGAAGGUAUUUGGCCUUAGUGGAGUCCCUCCCUACAUAUGGAGUCCAUUAUUAUCCAGUAAAGGUAAGAAAAAAGCAACCCUGUAUCUUACAGUAGGAAGCAUCAAACAUCUGUACAUUUGUUUUCAUGUUUGCUUUCCCAUCUAACUAAACUUUUUUUAAAUUAUAAAAAAGUAGAGUGUUCAGAUAGAAAUACAGUUGUUUUCCCUCUGGAGGCUGGACAGGGACUUAAGCUGGGUGUUUGCUCUGGCUCCAUGCUUAGUAAACUAAUGAUUGAAUGAUCCUUCUCUCAGCAACUCUCUCUCUCCCAGAGCGUCAGCCCAACUCUCCUACCUCACUCAUUAAAGCAGGGUGUCUGAGCACAUCAAACGCUGCUGUUAAAAUGACUCGGUCUGUGGCUUUUUAGGGCUGCUUCAAUGCAAUUGAUCUCUCCUUGUGCUGCUAGCCUAAUGGCGUAAUUGCCACAGUAAUGGCCUGUUCUUCUUUUUUAAAUGUACCACUCAAGCUGCUCCUAAUGAGUGGUGUGCCAUGCCUUGCCUUCCCAACAGGACAAGCAGGGCCUGCCGUGGUGGCUGGGAGUCAGCUAUAAAGGCAUCGGACAGUACGAUUUACAGGACAAGUUGAAACCUCGGAAGGUAGGUUGGCCUUCGGUGACUUGUUUCUCCUUAUGGUCUAACUGAACAACCAGCCCCACUCUGGUUAAUAAUCCACCAAACUGUAAAUAAUGGCAACAAAAAGCUUGUGUUCUUGGCCAGGGUAAAGGGAGGGAAAGUUGUUAUCAACGUGGGUGUGAUGGUAUCUAGAUUAUGGUGAUAAGAUUGUGGCAGUCCUCAUUUAGGGUGUGAUUGAAAUAACCUUGACUGUGAUUCCAAAUAUGAAACCUAAAGUUACAGUUUUGGCCUUAAAUGGCGGUUGAGGUAAAAAAUAAACGUUUUAGUCUCGUGUGUUUUCCUCCACCAGCUUCAUUUACUAUGUCUCUUACCUGUUCCCAUGUUGUAUCCCUGUUGACACAGCUGGGUGUGCUGUUGCAGUGAAUGCCAAGGCAUUAAUGGGCAUGUCCCAUGUAUUAAACCCAGCGUAUCCCAGCUCCUUUCUCAGCAGCCCUCCCAGUGGAAGGUGUAAUUAUGGUGCGCCAUGGGGAGCAGGCAGGCAGGGCUCUGAUGCUGGAAGAGCCGGCACCAAGCCAGCCUGGGCUGUCUCUGUGAGGGGCUCAGCUCUGAGAGAGCUAUGCUCUACCCAGGCCAACCCACCACACAUGGAGGGAGGGAGCACUCAUGCCAAAACUCCUCCUCAGCAGACCUGGUGAAACGGUGGACUUUUGUAAUAUGCUUUUUUUUUAACGUGCACAACUCUUGUUGCUGUUCUAGAGGGGCCUGUCAUCUGGUAGAAUAUUGAUAGUUCUUCCUGUCAAGGUUGGAGACCUUUGUAUUCAGUGCAGCCCCCCCCCCCGCCCUUCUCCCAGCAUGCCGCGCUCAUUAUGCAAAGCUGCCUGUCAUUGGUGUGUGUGUCUCUCGGAGAGCAAACAAUUGAUCAAGCAAUAAAACACAAUCACCUUGGCAGGGGGGCUGUGGGAAGCUUGGGGAGGGUGUGAGGGGCUUGGAAGGGGGGUUGAGGGGGUCUGCAGAAAGAGGAUCCCACUGCAGCACUCCAAUCGUCCCGUGAGGAAUCUUGGGGAGUCGGGAUGAAAAGGCUUUUAAAAGUGAGGUUUUCCCAGAGUUCAGUGACAUGCCCUGAAAGAAGCUACUGUAGCUUAAGCUGUCAUUAUCCUCCUCAUCAUGGAUGUCAGCUUUAUUACAACUUAAUGAAUAGGAUGAACCACAACUCCCUAUCCCUGCCUGUUGGGUAAAAGAGAACUGGGGCUUUUUCCAAAAUCUCAAAAGUAACCAACAUGUCAUUCAGAUAGUCUGCUUGUUCAGAUUUAACCAUAGAUGGACCAUGACUAUGGGGGAAGGAAGAGAAAGUGUGCAUUUGAAUGGGUAUAGGACCGAAGACCAUAAAGGAGAAUAAAAUGUAUGCUAGAGCACCACAUUUUAUACAAAGGCUGUACUAUAAAUGAAAAAGGUAUUUCUAAGAUAGUCAGUCUGAGGAUGGUCAUGAUAUAGAGAGUGAUCUCCCUCUCUCUCGCUCUGUCUCUCUGUCUGUCUGUUUCAGUCCAUCUCUCUCUUCCUCUUAUCAGCAAGUAAUUUGACACUUACUUGUAUUAUAAUCACUUGCAGGUCCAGUUAUAUGGUCAACCAAUAAAACCAAAGUAAGCACAGCUCAGUAAGGAUAAAAUCAUUUCUGUAAUGGUAAUAAUCAUAUGAUUAGACCCUUAAUUGUUAUCUUGGCACAGUAAAAGGCUGCUCAAAUAUUUAAAAAGGUGCUAAAAUCAAAGGCUAGCUGUGGCAGUGGACCAUGCAGAUCCAUUCCUAACAAGCCCUCUUCACAUUUAUUUCACACCAGUAUAUAAUGGGUUAAAACCAGAGCCUUAAUUAAUGCUUGUGUUUGUAGUCGACUGUAGCAAUCUCUCUCGUCAUGCCUCUACUGGAAAUGUUCAGUGAACCAGCGUGCCAUGUGACUGUAUGAGAAGGGUGUGGUGGUGCUCUUCCUGCGUGUGAGUCCUGACCUUUGACACAUUUUUUUAUCCUCCUCAGAGGAUUCCUCCGUCAUGUCACAGGGCCUGGGGUGUCUGGGGAGGUUGUUGUGGGUUCAGGGUUGGGUCUGCAUCAGAAUGUUCUGGGAAUAUCUCAAACCACAGGCAUUUUGGCAUGGGCUCUAAUGAGAAGUGAAACCGCUAACAUCUUAAAUAAAUGAGACCGAGAUGGGGAACUACUGUUCUGUUCUCCAGAUGACUGAACUAUCUUUCUACCAUUUUCACCUCAUGUUUAGUUUUGGUGGUGGUUUCUGUGCAAGGAUGUUUAGAAGCACUGGCUUGGACUGUUUCCUCUGUCCAGAUAGUAAGUGGGGUCUUGUGAUCAGAGUUAAAGGUGUGUCACAUAUCCUUGACAUAUUUUGGCACUUACUACCAUCGGCCAUACAUGGUUAGUGCUCACUCAUUAAUAGGGUUUUGUGUGUGUGGAAAUGGUCUAAUGACCUAGUUAUGUAAAUGUUGUUAUCUGUUUAUUUUCUGAAUGUGCUGUAGUAGUAAGUAUCCAGGGGGUUUGUGAAUUAGAGAGGGGUGUCCCACACAAUGGGGUGAGCCUGUGGAAAGUGUGGAGUCUGCUGGUUCCCAUUGUUCAGUAAAUACCAUGUUCCCAAUCCACAGUGAGACUGGGGAUCUAAUUGAUUAGGCUUGCAGUAUUGGCUGGAGCAGCAAUGGAGAAACAGUCUGGAUCACUUUACUUAAAGUAUGAAGUAACAUUUUAUGAAACAUUGAUACCUAAUACACUGUUAUUGGCUGCAGCAUUUGCUUUGUCAGUUGCAGAUAUUCUGUUUUACAUUUUCCAUUGAAGACUACCUUGUGAUAGUUUGGUUUUCUGGUUUUAAUAACUGACUUUAGAGGUGUAGUGAGAGAUUAUUCCUUGUCAGCUAGGGCCUAGUUCUGAGAGCUGACCGAGAGCUGUCCUGGAUUCACAGGGAGGUGAAGAGGGGCCCGCUAUUAAUGAUUAGACCAAAGUAGUAGAUUCCUGAAAUAUUUGGAUGGGAAGCGGUGGGAGGCUGGAGUUGAUAGCACUCUAAACAACAGGGGUUGGCAUGGUAUUUAGAACCCAGAUAACACAUCACAGAGGGUAAUGGAGGUACUAAGGAUUAUGACUGUGGAGGGCUAAUCUAAGAUCUGUGGAUGAAGGGUUACAUACUGAAAGAAAGGGGGUCAUAAUGGUCUCUUCCCAGAAGAGGAGAGGAGGUUGAAUACCUCUCUGUGUGUGUAGUCCGUGUACAACUUGUUCAUCUGGUUUGACUGAGGAGGAAGAUUGUGAGAGAAGGAGUGAGUUGCACAGAGAGAAUUCAUGAGGAAAGGAGAGGGAGCAGAGCGGUGCAAGGUGAGUGAGGUCAGUGAGGUGUCUGUGAUGUCAGAGGGGGUGGGGGGAGAGAGGUGGAGCCUGCUCAGCUGAAACUCUUGCAACACCUAUCUGGCUGCCUGAGAACAGAUGAGCGUAUUGUUCAAGGACGCUCUAGCCCUGUGGGAAACUUGGCCAGAGGAUUCAAUACCACCCUGAUAAUUCACCAGGGAUUUAAAAAGCACUAAAACCUGCUCUGGUAAGCCCCCAUUUACCUGACUAGGUAGUUCAGGAUAUAUUCAGUUGAGUUGUUGUUGUCAUUCUGUUUUUGGGUUACCUGUACGUAAUUGUAUGUUAACGUGCUGUCCAAUCCACAGUUGUAAAGCAGUGACUGAGGUAUAUACUAUACUGGAAACAUGUAGAACCUGUUUGGAAGAAUAAGAUUCCUAUUGUGUUAUUAACAUUUUUACCAAGACUUCAAUGUACUAAAAUCAGUUCUCAGAUCAUAGGGGAAGAGGAGUGAAAAAAAAAAAAAGCAGUACACAGUAUCAUGGGCUGGGCUGCUUGUGAGAUCGUUUAGAUUUGUCGCUGAGGACUGUAGGUAGUCCAUGAUAUAUUACCCAUAUUCCUCUGUAGUCCAGGGUAAUGUGUUCUAUUAUUUAGAGCUCUGGCUGUCUGCCUGGCUUGCCAGUACCUGGUAGAGAAUGUUUAUUAAAUCCCUCUGCCAUAAAUCUACACCCCCAGACUCUGACGCUAGUGGUGGAUUCUCACUCAGCCAGACCAGGGGAGAGUCCCUCGCUCUCAGGGAAAAGAGCUCCAAAUCUCACUAAAUCAUUUUAUUUGCCACAUGCGCCGAAUAAAACAGGUGUAGACAUUACUGUGAAAUGCUUACUUACAGCCCUUAACCAACAAAGCAUUUUUUAUUUAAAAAAAAAAGUAAAAUAAAACAACAACAAAAAAGUGUUGAGAAAAAAAAGAGCAGAAGUAAAAUAAAAUAACAGUAGGGAGGCUAUAUACAGGGGGGUACCGGUGCAGAGUCAAUGUGCGGGGGCACCAGCUAGUUGAGGUAAUAUGUACAUGUGGGUAGAGUUAAAGUGGGGUGGGGGGUGGGGGCCAUGAUUAGCUGUUCAGGAGUCUUAUGGCUUGGGGGUAGAAGCUGUUGAGAAGCCUUUUGGACCUAGACUUGGCGCUCCGGUACUGCUUUCCGUGCGGUAGCAGAGAGAACAGUCUGACUAGGGUGGCUGGAGUCUUUGACAAUUUUGAGGGCCUUCCUCUGACACCGCCUGGUAUAGAGGUGCUGGAUGGCAGGAAGCUUGGCCCCAGUGAUGUACUGGGCUGUACGCACUACCCUCUGUAGUGCCUUGCGGUCGGAGGCCGAGUAGUUGCCAUACCAGGCGGUGAUGCAACCAGUCAGGAUGCUCUCGAUGGUGCAGCUGUAGAACUUUUUGAGGAUCUGAGGACCCAUGCCAAAUCUUUUCAGUCUCCUGCGGGGGAAUAGGCUUUGUUGUGCCCUCUUCACGACUGUCUUGGUGUGUUUGGACCAUGAUAGUUUGUUGGCGAUGUGGACACUACAGCCCCGUCGAUGAGAAUGGGGGCGUGCUCAGUCCUCUUUUUUUUUUUCCCUGUAGUCCACAAUCAUCUCCUUUGUCUUGGUCACGUUGAGGGAGAGGUUGUUACCCUGGCACCACACGGCCAGGUCUCUGAUCUCCUCCCUAUAGGCUGUCUCAUCGUUGUCGGUGAUCAGGCCUACCACUGUUGUGUCGUCGGCAAACUUAAUGAUGGUGUUGGAGUCGUGCCUGGCCAUGCAGUCAUGGGUGAACAGGGAGUACAGGAGGGGACUAAGCACGCACCCCUGAGGGGCCCCCGUGUUGAGGAUCAGCGUGGCAGAUGUGUUGUUACCUACCCUUACCACCUGGGGGCGGCCCGUCAGGAAGUCCAGGAUCCAGUUGCAGAGGGAGGUGUUUAGUCCCAGGAUCCUUAGCUUAGUGAUGAGCUUUGAGGCCACUAUGGUGUUGAACGCUGAGCUGUAGUCAAUGAAUAGCAUUCUCACGUAGGUGUUCCUCUUGUCCAGGUGGGAAAGGUCAGUGUGGAGGGCAAUAGAGAUUGCAUCAUCUGUGGAUCUGUUGGGGCGGUAUGCAAAUUGGAGUGGGUCUAGGGUUUCUGGGAUAAUGGUGUUGAUGUGAGCCAUGACCAGCCUUUCAAAGCACUUCAUGGCUACAGACGUGAGUGCUACGGGUUGGUAGUCAUUUAGGCAGGUUAUCUUAGAGUCCUUUGGCAGAGGGACUAUGGUGGUCAGCUUGAUACAUGUUGGUAUUAGACUCAGUCAGGGACAUGUUGAAAAUGUCAGUGAAGGCACUUGCCAGUUGGUCAGCACAUGCUCGGAGUACACGUCCUGGUAAUCCGUCUGGCCCUGCGGCCUUGUGAAUGUUGACCUGCUUAAAAGUCUUACUCACUUCGGCUACGGAGAGCGUGAUCACAUAGUCAUCCGGAACAGCUGGUGCUCUCAUGCAUGCUUCAGUAUUGCUUGCCUCGAAGCGAGCAUAGAAGUGGUUUAGCUCGUCUGGUAGGCUUGUGUCACUGGGCAGCUCGCGGCUGUGCUUUCCUUUGUAGUCUGUAAUAGUUUUCAAGCCCUGCCACAUCCGACAAGCGUCAGAGCCGCAGAGCCGGUGUAGUACGAUUCAAUCUUAGUCCUGUAUUGACUCUUUGCCUGUUUGAUGGUUCGUCUGAGGGCAUAGUGGGAUUUCUUAUAAGCGUCCGGGUUAGAGUCCCACUCCUUGAAAGCGGCAGCUCUACCCUUUAGCUCAGUGCGGAUGUUGCCUGUAAUCCAUGGCUUCUGGUUGGGGUAUGUACGUACGGUUACUGUGGGGACGACGUCAUCGAUGCACUUACUGAUGAAGCCAGUGACUGAUGUGGUGUACUCCUCAAUGCUAUCUGAAGAAUCCCGGAACAUGUUCCAGUCUGUGCUAGCAAAACAGUCCUGUAGCUUAGCAUCUGCGUCAUCUGACCACUUUUUUAUUAACCAAGUCACUGGUGCUUCCUGCUUUAGUUUUUGCUUAUAAGCAGGAAUCAGGAGGAUAGAGUUAUGGUCAGAUUUGCCAAAUGGAGGGCGAGGGAGAGCUUUGUAUGCAUCUCUGUGUGUGGAGUAAAGGUGGUAUAGAGUUAUAUUUAUAUAUAUAUAUAUAUAUAUAUAUAUUAUUAUUAUUAUUUUUUCUCUGGUUGCACAUUUAACAUGCUGGUAGAAAUUACGUAGAACGGAUUUAAGUUUCCCUGCAUUAAAGUCCCCGGCCACUAGGAGCGCUGCCUCUGGAUGAGCGUUUUCCUGUUUACUUAUGGCCUUAUACAGCUCAUUGAGUGCAAUCUUAAUGCCAGCAUUGGUUUGUGGUGGUAAAUAGACAGCUAUGAAAAAUAUAGAUGAAAACUCUCUUGGUAAAUAGUGUGGUCUACAGCUUAUCAUAAGAGCAAAACCUUGAGACUUCCUUAGUAUUUGAUUUUGUGCACCAGCUGUUGUUUACAAAUAUACACAGACCGCCACCCCUUGUCUUACCGGAGUCAGCCGUUCUAUCCUACCGAUGUAGCGUAUAUCCCAUCAGCUCUAUGUUGUCCAUGUCGUCGUUCAGCCACGACUCGAUGAAACACAAGAUAUUACAGUUUUUAAUGUCCCGUUGGUAGGAUAACCGUAAUUGUAGGUAAUCUAAUUAAUUUUCAAAUGUUUGAACAUUGGCUAAUAGGAUUGAUGGAAGAGGCAGUUUACUCGCUCGCCGUCGGAUCCUUACAAGGCACCCCGACCUACGUCCACGAUAUCUCCGUCUCUUUCUUCUGCGAAUGACAGGGAUUUGGGCCUUGUCAGGUGUCUGUAGGAUAUCCUUCGCGUCCGACUUGUUGAAUAAUUGUUUUUCCUUUCAAUACGAGGUGAGUAAUGGCUGUCCUGAUAUCCAGAAGCUCUUUUUGGUUAUAAGAGACGAUGGCAGAAACAUUAUGUACAGAAUAAAUUACAAAUAACGCGAAAAAACACACAAUAGUACAAUUGGUUAGAGGGCUGUAAAAUGGAAGCCAUCUUCUCCGGCGCCAUCUCUAAAAUACCCCACUCCUCCUUGUCCUGUUUUCAGUGCUCUCCCUCCAGGGCAGAAUGAAAUGAGAGGCUUCUUGCUAGGCAAGUCUUGCUCGCUACACUGGCUUCACUACUGAGUAGUAACUAAAUUCCACCUGACUGAGUGGCUGUCCUCUGUUCACAGCUGCUGCUGAGGCUGCUGUUAUUGUUAAUGUUGCAAGAGAAGGGCUGGUGUAUCUGGGACAAAACUAGUGUCUUUCCAUGCUAGUGGCAUUGUCUUUGAGUUUAGAUGGUCCACACAUUGGAUGCAUCAAGCCGUUUGGAAUAAAUAAGGAUGUAAAUGUUUGUUCUCCUGCAGCGAUGUAUCAAACCACAUCUCUCUCUAGGUCUGCCACUCACUCAAACAAGGCAUGGUCCAGUGUACUAUUUACUAAGUGGUGUGUCCUGUUUUCUCUCUCUGUCUGCAGUUGUUUCAGUGGAAGCAGCUGGAGAAUUUAUAUUUCCGUGAGAAGAAAUUUGCUGUAGAGGUGAACGACCCUGACAGGUGAGAUGGAACAGACACUGGAUGCAUAUAGCGAUCCUGGGUCGUGUUCUGAAGGGCCAGUUCCUUUAGCACCUCAAAAUGUUUUGUGCCUACUGAACUUGACCCAGGAAUCAGUCGUCUUCUAUUCUGAUCCUAGCCUUUCUGAAUCAUAACAACAGGUGUAAUUUCAGAGCCUAGUGUCAAUGAGCUGUCUCCAAUACAAUAUCUUGCUAGUGUCAAAUGAAGGCCUUCCUUCUUGCUGUAAAGGACUGCUGCAGUUAGUGUUCUCAGGACAUUGCAGCACUUCCAGCCUCAGUGCUGUAUCACAGGUUUAAUAUGGUGCUGCUAGCCACCUUGGCUGGAAUUAAAAAUCUCUGGUGCAACACCGACUUAAUGUUGCUGCAUCUCUCCCCCAUCAAUGUAUUGAAUUACAGAGCCAGUCAUGAGAUAAAUUUGGACAUUGGGUUAGUUUAUGCAAGUAAUUGUUUUCUAAUCCCUGAUUGUGUAUGAUUCUGAUAUCAAUACCCAUCAUGUUAUUAAAAGUGUAUCUAUAGUUAGAUAUCCAGGUAUUCACUUGUUGUGUUGUCAGUCUGGAUUAAAGAGAUUAAAUUACUCCUACCUAGCAGUAACAUGAGGGAUUAAAACUGUGUCUGUGUGUCUAUCUGUCAUCUCUGUUAAUCCACAGAAGGACAGUUUCCAGACGUACAUUCGGGCAGACUGGAUUGGUCAUCCACACAUGGUAUGCCAGCCACUCUCUGAUUAAGACCAUCUGGGUGAUGGCCAUCAGUCAGCACCAGUUCUAUUUGGACAGGAAGCAGAGCAAAGUGAGUGUGUCAGCAACACAGCACUACUGCUCUUCUCCUACCCUCAUCCCGUUACCUGCAUCUGUGUCUCUGUGUUGUUCCUAGCCUUAUCAGGGCCUUGUCACCGCCACCACACUCUCUCUCACUCACUCCACAUCUGAUUGCUCCUGUCCUUGUCUUAACCUUUACUCCUCUGUUUGCUAAUGUCUCUUAUGGCUGACCCCAUUUUGUCGAUUGUUUGGUCGAUAAGCUGUUUAAGAUAAGCAAGAUUUGUUUAGUCGAGCAGUAGAAAAAAAAGUUUUUUUAAAUCAUGGUGUACAAGACAACUGUGAUUGGUGCCUGUCUGAGUGGACUGAUCCAUUGUGGAGGCCAUGGGGAUGGCACAGUCAAUCAAAGACAUGUGCUACUGAAAUUGUAUAUGGUUAUAUUAUGUAAGAACAAUGGUGCAACACAAAUACAAAAUAUUAUUUUAUAACAAAUGCUUGCUGUUCUGAAAAAGAUCAGUGCGCUGGUGAAUUGGCGCCUUUUCCUAGACCAUGUUGCUAUGUACAUAAUAGCAAAGUUAACCAGCAUAUUGGUGUUGAGAACAAUGUGGCGGAGGCAGCAGCAGAGUAAGAAGAUGAGAAAACAGCCCUUGCCUUAAUUGUCUAAGAAUAGUGAGGAGAGGAAACCCCAACGUAAUUAGGUCUAUAAUCAAUAGCCUAACUGUUAAAUGUGCCUGGCUUUAUAAAUCAUCCAUAUAUAUCUACAGAAAUAAGACGGAUCCUGCUUCUGUUGCCUGUUUUGAAUGUUUGUUUAAUAGCCUACUGAUUCUGUGAGCACCAAGCCUCACGCAACCAGAACAUGUCGGAUAAACAAUUUCACAAAUUCAGCUUUUUAAAAUCUUUGCUAUGCUGUAAUAAAGGCUUUACAAAUUUUUUCGUUAGACCACCCUCUGGUAUUAUUUAUAACUUAUUUAGUGUUGUUUACACUUUUUCAAAUUGUCCAAAAAACUAGUCAAAUGUAUUCCCCACAUCUGACUUCCCCUUUACCUCCUGGGCAACGAGUGAACAUUCCCCCGCCGGACUCCCUCUAGUAAUUUGUGUCUUAAUUAUUUAAUCAAACAGUUCGCUUAAAGCAUCAGACAAGUUCAGUGCAUAUACAGUUGAAGUCGGAAGUUUACAUACACAUAGGUUGGAGUCAUUAAAACUCGUUUUUCAACCACUCCACAAAUUUCUUGUUAACAAACUAUAGUUUUGGCAAGACAGUUAGGACAUCUACUUUGUGCAUGACACAAGUAAUUUUUCCAACAAUUGUUUACAGACAGAUUCCAGAAAAUUCCAGAAAAUGAUGUCAUGGCUUUAGAAGCUUCUGAUAGGCUAAUUGACAUCAUUUGAGUCAAUUGGAGGUGUACCUGUGGAUGUAUUUCAAGGCCUACCUUCAAACUCAGUGCCUCUUUGCUUGACAUCAUGGGAAAAUCAAAAAUCAGCCAAGACCUCAGAAAAAGAAUUGUAGACCUCCACAAGUCUGGUCCAUCCUUGGGAGCAAUUUCCAAACGCCUGAAGGUACCACGUUCAUCUGUACAAACAAUAGUACGCAAGUAUAAACACCAUGGGACCACGCAGCCGUCAUACCGCUCAGGAAGGAAACGCGUUCUGUCUCCUAGAGAUGAACGUACUUUGGUGCGAAAAGUGUAAAUCAAUCCCAGAACAACAGCAAAGGACCUUGUGAAGAUGCUGGAGGAAACAGGUACAAAAGUAUCUAUAUAAACGAGUCCUAUAUCGACAUAACCUGAAAGGCCGCUCAGCAAGGAAGAAGCCACUGCUCCAAAACCGCCACAAAAAAGCCAGACUACGGUUUGCAACUGCACAUGGGGACAAAGAUCGUACUUUUUGGAGAAAUGUCCUCUGGACUGAUGAAACAAAAAUAUAACUGUUUGGCCAUAAUGACCAUCGUUAUGUUUGGAGGACAAAGGGGUAGGCUUGCAACCCGAAGAACACCAUCCCAACCGUGAAGCACGGGGGUGGCAGCAUCAUGCUGUGGGGGUGCUUUGAUGCAGAAGGGACUGGUGCACUUCACAAAAUAGAUGGCAUCAUGAGGAAGGAAAAUUAUGUGGAUAUAUUGAAGCAACAUCUCAAGACAUCAGUCAGGAAGUUAAAGCUUGGUCGCAAAUGGGUCUUCCAAAUGGACAAUGACCCCAAGCAUACUUCCAAAGUUGUGGCAAAAUGGCUUAAGGACAACAAAGUCAAGGUAUUGGAGUGGCCAUCACAAAGCCCUGACCUCAAUCCUAUAGAAAAUGUGUGGGCUGAACUGAAAAAGCGUGUGCGAGCAAGGAGGCCUACAAACCUGACUCACUUACACCAGCUCUGUCAGGAGGAAUGGGCCAAAAUUCACCCAACUUAUUGUGGGAAGCUUGUGGAAGGCUACCCAAAACGUUUGACCCAAGUUAAACAAUUUAAAGGCAAUGCUACCAAAUACUAAUUGAGUGUAUGUAAACUUCUGACCCACUGGGAAUGUGAUGAAAUAAAUAAAAGCUGAAAGAAAUCAUUCUCUCUACUCUACUGUCUGACAUUUCACAUUCUUAAAAUAAAGUGGUGAUCCUAACUGACCUAAGACAGGGAAUUUGUACUAGGAUUAAAUGUCAGGAAUUGUGAAAAACUGAGUUUAAAUGUAUUUGGCUAAGGUGUAUGUAAACUUCCGACUUCAAUUGUAGUUGAUUUGAUUAAAACACAUAGAAUGUGUGUAUAUAUGGAACAAUACACAUUUUAGCGUUUCGACCAAUCGAUUGGUCGAAAGAACCGACGACUCUUGGUCGACCAAGAUUAUUUUUUGUUGGGGACAGCCCUAAUGUCUCUGCCCCAUUUAACUUAUGCAUAUUAUAGUAUUCUUAGAAUAGCCUAAGCAUAGCUGUGGUGAUUAUUGAUUUAAUGUCGGCUGCUCUAUUUGAUUAAUCAACGGAAGGCCAUUUUUUGACACGUUUGUUUAGAUGGUGCAUAUUUUAGUGGGUUACUUUGCAUUACUGUCAUUACACAAGCUGAGUGUGAGCGAGGAUAGUUGCUCCGAGGGUGGUGAAUGAGUGUGUGUGUGGCUGCAGUCAGAUGGGUUUUUUAGCCUUUCAGAAGGAGAUGGUGCUCAUCCAGGAAUAGUGCUGAGAGAGAGAGGGCUCCUCUCCCAGCCUGAACUGAAGCAUGCAAAUAAGGCUGUUAUCUCGCGGCGCAGUCAUUUAAGAAGAAAUACUGAUGUGUGACUGUUACCUUCUCCGUCUCUUAACUUUCUUCUUCCUCUCUCCAGUCCAAAGUUACCACGGACAGAAAUUUGAGUGACAUCGCCAUGGACCUGACAGAGAUCGGCGUGCCCAGGAUCAGUAAGCUGUUUACCAUGGAGAGUAAAGACCAUCUCAUCAUGGCCAGCAACGGAUCCCUCAUCUCAGCAGGUUGACAAUGAGCUAACAACGGACAAUGCUUGACGGACAUAUCUGUCCUAUAGACUCCAUUAAGACAAAUGGUGAUUAGAUGAGAUUAAAGUGGUCAUAAUGGUCUUAAUAGAAUGUCUGCCUGAUGCAGGGUCAGGAGACUCUGAGGUGAGCGAGGAGCUGAAGAAGGAGAAGAUUGCUGACCUGAAGAAGAAAGAGAAGGACCUGCAGGACACUUUGACUCCGAAACUGGAGGAGCUCAAGAAGAUCUGCCUGCGAGAAGCUGUAAGCAUCUUCAUCAGUCUCAAGGUAUUGAAUUAAAUCAUUUCAAGUAGAUUUUAUCACAGCUGAUUGUUCUCUUUUUGUUUUUCCAGGAGCUGACAGGCAGGCUGCCUAAAGAGUACCCUCUGGCCUCGGGUGAAAAGCCCCCCGCGGUGCGUCGGCGCAUGGGAACAGCCUUCAAACUGGACGACCUCUUCCCCUAUGAUGCGGUUAGUAUGGCAGUCACAGGAUGGGAGCACUGGCUGUCAUAAAUAUGUGUUCUUUUGGCUAAUAAAUCUAAAUACUUAAUUUACAUUGUAAUGCAACAUUUUAAUAAUAUAUAUAGAGUACAUUCUCUAUAUUCGGCCAGGAUAAGGAAUUUCUAGUGAUGAAUAUGCUUAUUUUAUCCUGUGAAAAUCCUCUUUGCACUGAUCUGCAUGCCUGUGUGUAAAUUACUAAUCUCAUCUGUUUAUACUGUGUGUUGUCCUGCAGGAUCCCCAUCUCAGAAACCUGGAGAGCAGGUUUGCCCUGCAGCAGAAGAUCGUGGAGGCAGCCAAGAAACUGGCCAACGAGGCUGAGCUCUGUAAGACUGUGAAGAAGAAGAGGAGGAGGAACUGCCUGGAUACCAUGAGGAAGCUGCAGGAGAUUGAGGAGGAGAUCAACGAAUACAGGAUCAGGACGGGCAAGAAGCCCACCCAGAGAGCAUCAAUAAUCAUAGCAGGUAGCCUAUACCAUGCCAUACCAACAGCCAGACAUUGCAUACAGUCACAGUGAUAACAUGGUUUAUAGUGAAUGUAGCUUACAGAGGAAUAUUAGAAUUCCUGCCUGCAGCACCUUGUCUGUACUAGUCUGAAAGAAAGAAGACUUCAGGACAUGUGGCUUCUAAUGAAAAGCCCAACAACGCGAGCAUGUGUUAACCUCCGUUUCUCCCCUUUUCUCAGAUGAUAUGAACCUUGCUGAACUCAGCUCACUGUCCAACAGUCUUACUCUGGACGAUGGUGAGUGCUGCGGACGUUAUAUCAUACAUACAUUAGCUAAACCUCUCUGUACACAUCUGUAGCAUCCCCAUAGCUUUUAGCAGGCUGUGACGAUGACAGUUCCUUCUGUUCCGCUGUGUGUUUCAGACGAGGAUCUGGGAGGCCAGAGGCAGCGGUCCCAUUCGGUGCAGUACUCUCCCCAGCCCCACCACUCAGAAACCCUGAGCCUCCACUACCAGCCUGACCAACUGACCUCAGCCCACGACCAACCUCAGGACCUCAGCCCCAACAGCAGGUAGGUGCUCUGGCAAGGGGCUGGCCACUGGCUACAGCUCUUCAGGCUCCAGCUCUCCUGGCUCUGGGUUGUUUUGUUAUCCAGUCUGUUUCAGACUGUUAUUCUUGGGGCCCAGGGAGCAGCAGCCAGUAUAGACCUGUAGAGGAGAACCAGGGAGAGCUGCCUGCAUUCCUACCAGCCUCCUCCUUCUCUCCUGCUGCCCCCACAAUCUCCUCUUAUCUGACCAAACACGCUCCAUGUUAAAAAAAUUGACAGCAGAAAGCAUGUCUCUGCCUGCUAAGGAACAAACCACAAUCCCAAGGAGGGGAAAAUAGUCUGGGACCGGAAAGCUGUCCUAGAAACUCUAGAUUUGAACGUAUUCGCUCACUGCGUGAACAUUUACCAAAUGACUUGGAUGAUAUGCUGCUGGGACAGAGGAGAGCAGGAGUCAGUGAUUCAUUUAGGUUUCCUACUGCUACUGUUUGGUAAUGUUAUUUGUUUACUGUUCCAUGAAGAGAAAGAUCAAUGAGCUAUGAAAUGGCAGUCAUCCAGGUGAAAAUUCUGAAAUUGCAGCACGCGAGGAUACAGCGUUUAUUUUUUAUUAAAUUGUUUUAUUUCACCUUUAUUUAACCAGGUAAGCCAGUUGAGAACAAGUUCUCAUUUACAACUGUGACCUGGCCAAGAUAAAGCAAAGCAGUGCGAUUAAAAACAACAACACAGAGUUACAUAUGGGGUAAACAAAACAAAGUCAAAAAUACAACAGAAAAUAUAUAAACAGUGUGUGCGAAUGUAGUAAGUUAUGGAGGUAAGGCAGUAAGUAGGCCAUAGUGCAAAAUAGUUACAAUUUCGUAUAACACUGGAAUGAUAGAUGUGCAAAAGAUGAUGUGCAAAUAGAGAUACUGGGGUGCAAAUUAGCUAAAUAAAUAACAAUAUGGGGAUGAGGUAGUUGGGUGGGCUAAUUUCAGAAAGGCUGUGUACAGGUGCAGUGAUCGGUAAGUUGCUCUGACAACUGAUGCUUAAAGUUAGUGAGGGAGAUAAGUGUCUCCAGCUUCAGAGAUUUUUGCAGUUCGUUCCAGUCAUUGGCAGCAGAGAACUGGAAGGAAUGGCGGCCAAAGGAGGUGUUGGCUUUGGGGAUGACCAGUGAGAUAUACCUGCUGGAGCGCAGACUACGGGUGGGUGUUGCUAUGGUGACCAGUGAGCUAAGAUAAGACAGGGAUUUGCCUAGCAGUGAUUUAUAGAUGACCUGGAGCCAGUGGGUUUGGCGACGAAUAUGUAGUGAGGGCCAGCCAACAAGAGCGUACAGGUCACAAUGGUGGGUAGUAUAUGGGGCUUUGGUGACAAAACGGAUGGCACUGUGAUAGACUAUAUCCAAUUUGCUGAGUAGGGUGUUGGAGGCUAUUUUGUAAAUGACAUCGCCGAAGUCAAGGAUCGGUAGGAUAGUCAGUUUUACGAGGGCAUGUUUGGCAGCAUGAGUGAAGGAGGCUUUGUUGCGAAAUAGGAAGCCGAUUCUAGAUCUAACUUUUGAUUGGAGAUGCUUAAUGUGAGUCUGGAAGGAGAGUUUACAGUCUAACCAGACACCUAGGUAUUUGUAGUUGUCCACAUACUCUAGGUCAGACCCGCCGAGAGUAGUGAUUCUAGUCGGGUGGGCGGGUGCAAGCAGCGUUCGGUUGAAGAGCAUGCAUUUAGUUUUACUAGUGUUUAAGAGCAGUUGGAGGCUACGGAAAGAGUGUUGUAUGGCGUUGAAGCUCGUUUGGAGGUUUGUUAACAGUGUCCAAUGAAGGGCCAGAUGUAUACAAAAUGGUGUCGUCCGCAUAGAGGUGGAUCCGAGCGUCACCAGCAGCAAGAGCGACAUAAUUGAUAUACACAGAGAAUAGAGUCGGCCCGAGAAUUGAACCCUGUGGCACGCCCAUAGAGACGGCCAGAGGCAAUUUGCAGCGGAGGGUACAGAGCUGGUGGCCGGGGUAGUGGUAGCCAGGUGGAAAGCAUGGCUAGCCGUAGCAAAAUGCUUGUUGAAAUUCUCGAUUUAUCGGUGGUGACAGUGUUUCCUAGCCUCAGUGCAGUGGGCAGUUGGGAGGAGGUGCUCUUAUUUUCCAUGGACUUUACAGUGUCCCAAAACCUUUUGGAGUUAGUGCUACAGGAUGCAAAUUUCUGUUUGAAAAAGCUAGCCUUUGCUUUCCUAACUGAUUGUGUAUAUUGGUUCCUGACUUCCCUAAAAAGUUGCAUAUCGCGGGGGCUGUUCGAUGCUAAUGCAGUACGCCACAGGAUGUUUUUGUGCUGGUCAAGGGCAGUCAAGUCUGAGGAAAACCAGGGGCUAUAUCUGUUCUUAGUUCUGAAUUUUUUGAAUGGGAAUGGGGCAUGCUUAUUUAAGAUUGAGAGGAAAGCACUUUUAAAGAAUAACCAGGCAUCCUCUACUGACGGAAUGAAGUCAAUAUCCAUCCAGGAUACCCGGGCCAGGUCAAUUAGAAAGGCCUGCUCGCUAAAGUGUUUUAGGGAGCGUUUGACAGUGAUGAGGGGUGGUCGUUUGAUCGCGGACCCAUUACGGACGCAGGCAAUAAGGCAGUGAUCGCUGAGAUCCUGGUUGAAUACAGCGGAGGUGUAUUUAGAGGGUAAAUUUGUCAGGAUGAUAUCUAUGAGGGUGCCCAUGUUUACAGAUUUAGGGUUGUACCUGGUAGGUUCGUUGAUAAUUUGUGUGAGAUUGAGGGCAUCUAGUUUAGAUUGUAGGUUGGCCGGGGUGUUAAGCAUAUCCCAGUUUAGGUCACCAAUCAGUACGAGCUCUGAGGAUAGAUGGGGGGCAAUCAGUUCACAUAUGGUGUCCAGGGCACAGCUCGGGGCUGAGGGGGGUCUGUAGCAAGCGGCAACAGUGAGAGACUUAUUUCUGGAAAGGUGGAUUUUUAGAAGUAGAAGCUCAAACUGUUUGGGCACAGACCUGGAUAGUACGAUAGAGCUCUGCAGGCUAUCUCUACAGUAGAUUGCAACCCCAACCCCUUUGGCAGUUCUAUCGAGACGGAAAAUGUUGUAGUUGGGGGUGGACAUUUCUGCAUUUUUGGUGGCCUUCCUAAGCCAGGAUUCAGACACUGCUAGAACAUCAGGGUUGGCUGAGUGUGCUAACGCAGUGAAUAACUCAAACUUAGGGAGGAGGCUUCGGAUAUUAACGUGCAAGAAACCAAGGCUUUUACGAUUAUGUUUAGAGUGGCGAGGAGAGGGAGAGGCCAUGUAAUCAUGAUUCAAGCUCCACCCUGAGGAAGUCAAGUCUGUGAAAAGCAUGGUUCUUAUUUGUGUUUCAGAUUAAAUUAUGGCGAAGUCCAGGAACCUUUCCACUACAAUCACAGAGAUGCCUUAUCGAGCCACAGCAGCCCUUACAAGCCUGCCUCUGCACACAGCAUGCCUCCCACCCCCCUCCUCAAUCGCAACGCCUACAGCAGCACCCAGUUCAGGUAGGCCAGGACCGUAUCCACAAAGCAUCUCAGAAAAAGUCCUAGGACUCCUAUUCAAACCUGUUUUAAGACAAAAAAAACUCCCAGCUCAGAGUAGGAUGAUGUUAAGAGACUGCUCAGACACACUCUGAGCCAGAUGUAAAAUCAAAUUGUAAAUGUUUUUCAGCUGAUAAUCAUGACAGUUUGAGGUACCGCAAAGUAAAGAUGGUGAUGACGCUCAUUGACAUGUUGCAAAUGAUGUGGAAUAACCAAUUGCGAUGAGGCAUAGUCUGCUGUGAACUAAAUAGCACCCUUUAGACAACCACGGUGAAUGUGACUGUACAUCAAAUGUUGCAAUGGUAAAAUGUUUGAUGUAAUUUUAGCCUGACACGAUCACUUUGCCUACUUUUAUUAUUGCCUAAUAUGUUGGCGUGCAUAAGGCUUUUUUUUAACAAAUUCUGAUUGUUAACAGCUGAAUGUUUAUCAACACACUUGUCACUCCCGUCUAACAACUCUAAAUCGUUUUGGCACGGUAGGCAUCAAGUCACUUGCCGAUUUAAUGUUGCAUACAACGUUUGAAAGGUCUGUAACUUUCAUCGAAGACAAUCAAGUUAACAUAAGCCCUAGUAUCUAGACGCAUUCAAUUGCCAAACGUAAAGGCAUGCCCAAUUUAGACAUCUGUUUUAACAACGUGAUGCUGCCCUCCAAAGGGAUAACUUGAAAUGAUAUGAUGUAGGUAAUUCAAUAAUCGAAAGAAAAACAUGAUUUAUUUAGGCAUAUCAUGUGAAAUAGGCCUCAUGUGAAAUCGUCAAAAGCGCAACAAAUACUGUUGCAUGUAGGUGUAGAUUAUUUCUGGGUUGAUCAUAUAGAAAUAUCAAAACAGGAACCACUGAUUUGCUGCAUUUUUCUAUUAUCAAGACACCUGCUGGUAACUCUUAACUGGUUAGGACAGCUCAUGAGGUCUCCUAAAUAUGUCGACUAGGUGGGACUCUUAUUACUAAAGAGGCUUUAUUCAUAGCUUUUAUUUUUACCCAUAAGAGUAGGAGUAAAAUGUCUGUUCUCAGCACUUAUGACCAAUUUUCUACUCUGAAACGCUUUGUGAGUACGGGCCCUGGCCUCCAUGCCCUCCAUACACCCCUCACAUACAAAGCUGCCUCUGAUGUUCACUAACACAUCUCCCUCAACACCAGCCAGGAGCCCCAAUUAGACUAGCAUCCUGUCUAGACCUUUUGUUCUCUGUAUAACUUCUGGAUGGGAUUUCUAACCCUAUGUCAGGUAGUGAUCAAUAUUGCGCUGUAUAUAAGGAGGACAGAGGAUCAUGUUGUUCAUCAUGGUGUUGUUCGUUCCCAGGUCGGAUGACGACCCCCAGCAUUUCCGCCAGCGGAGUGGCAGUCUGGAGUCCCAGUCUCAAGAGACCACACCCUCGGCGCCAGCGUUCGUCCCGUUCCGCCGCAGCAACAGCACAGAGGUCCUGGAUGACGGCUCAUCCUACACCAGCCAAUCCAGCGCGGAGUAUUCAGCGCCUGGGAACCAUACCCACCGCCCCAGGGACCGCCGGCGUGGCAGGAAGGGCAACAUCUACACCAACACGGGCAGCAUGCCCAACUUGGCACAGGCUGAUGCCUGCUACAACACAUACCAGCCCCCCCGGGCACCGCGACCCACCACCACGGCCUACUACGUGACGGGUUACCCCAGCUACACAGAACCAGAGCCCUACUCUAACCGAGUGUACAUGUACGACAGCGAGGUAGAGGGUCACUACAACGUCAACCCCUCGUACCACGCCACGCCGGCCUACCACGGACAUGAUGCGUACAGCAGUCGCUAUGGUGACGACGAGAUAGACAGUAUGGCCCAGAACCCCUACGCCACCCUGAGGCCACCCAGGAACCGUCAAGCUCCGCCCCGGACGGAACACGUGACCAAGAACAUCCAGAAGGCGCUGGUGGCAGAGCACCUGAAAGGCUGGUACCACCGCAACGCAAGCCACAAGCAACCACAGGCAUAUGACUACAACCAGAGGGGUUCCCAGCAGAGCCUGGGUUACCAGACCAUGCCAGCUCCCUACAGCAGGACCACGUCCUACUCCUCAGGUACAGACAGCCUGUCAACUCCCUCAUCUCACAUGCAAACAGAAUGA
Molecule: messenger RNA, 39778 nt
Organism: Coregonus sp. 'balchen'
Lineage: Eukaryota; Metazoa; Chordata; Actinopteri; Salmoniformes; Salmonidae
Source: the annotation of a GenBank genome assembly